AUGGUCAAGAGAUACGAGCAGCUCAAGGCUGUCUCCUUGGAUGAAACCAAGCAUGAGCCAAGGCGAGCGCCGAACAGGAUCACUUCUCAUCGUCUUGGCGUCGCAUUCAUUGUUAUUCUUGUACUGGCUUCGCUGACCGCUAUCCAGGUCAGACCCCCUACUUCACGCUCCGAAUUAGUUUUCGGGGAGUCCGAGGCACAUGUGGAUAGCCCCAGCUACGAUGAGGACAUUAAGAUUUGUGCAUCCAAUAUUCCACUUCCUGCUCGCCCGCCGGCUCCGAUUAAUCCAUGGGCUUCUCUAACCAUUGAUGAGACGGUGGAAAUCCAAAAUUGGCUCCUAAGUCCCGAGAUCAACCUAAACCUCACGCGAGGAGAUGCGGCUCGGCCGUCUGAUAACUCAAUCUACAUGAUACAGACAUACUAUCCUCCCAAGACUGACGUUCUCAAGUACUUUUCAACUUUGGAUCCUCAUGAUGCACCUUCAAGGUUCGCUCGGGUCACGAUUCACCAUGGUGCGGCCAUGGAACCUGUGAUUAGAGAUUACCUCGUCGGGCCACUCCCUGUCACGCCGACUACAGAGAUGACGCAUUUGACGGAAAUUUAUCAUACCGAAACUCUUCCCUAUAACGCACGAGGAUAUGAUGCCCUUGACUGGAAUCUGCCAGAAAUUCAUACCAAGAUAGCAGCUCCGUUGAUGGAUGCGUACAAGGCCAGUUUUUUUUAUCGUCUGCCUUACUUGGUCUUCCUUAUACGCUCUCAGGAACUUCUGGGGGGUUUACCAAACGAUACUAUUGUUGCUGGAGGCAGUGGGCCAUUCGGUUUCGACGGUUCGUUUAGGCGCUUCUGGUUAAACUGGCAAAGAGACACGCCUGGAUUUUGGCUGCACCCACUGAAUCUUUGGCAAUAUAUCGACGUCAGCGGUACCGAUCCUUCAAAAUGGGACCAGCUGAAGAUCGUUUACAAUCACCAAGUAUUCGAUACAGCAGAAUCAUUCAUGGAUGCGUUCCAUAAUGGUACACUCAAACGCGUGCCUCCAGUGACGGAGCAAGAAGAGGACCUCUCUUGGAGUACACGAGAACGUAUCGGUCCCUUACGUGACCUCGAUAAUCUUCCCGGACCUCGUUCCGUAUCUUUUGCUGGGUUGCGGUUUAGGAUUGAUUAUGAUCUGCAAUACGUCAGUUGGAUGGGCUGGGGACUCUAUCUAGGUUUUGAUCGCGACAUGGGAUUAAACUUGUGGGAUAUUCGCUUCCGAGAUGAGCGAAUUAUAUACGAGCUCAAGCCUCAAGAGGCAUUGGCACAAUACACCGGAAAUGAUCCUUACAAGUCGAGCACCGCCCUACUGGACUCGUACUUUGGCAUGGGGCAAUCGGUCCGCGACCUUCUUCCAGGUUACGAUUGUCCAGAUGAGGCGAUUUAUCUUCCAGCUACAACUUUUUCCGCGACAGAGAUGAUGACCAGGAAGCGGGCUAUAUGUAUCUUUGAGCAGGACAGCGGACGUCCUAUAUCAAGACAUCUUGGUUUUGAGCGCAGUGAAUUUGGUGCGGUGAAGGGAUAUCAACUGGUCAUUAGGAGCAUCGCCACCGUUGGAAAUGAUCCUAUAUAUGAUCGAGCUUUUCCCAAGUUUGAAUAUAUUUUCCAUAUCGACGGAACUAUCGAGGUUCGCGUAUCGGCAUCUGGAUACCUGUUAUCAGGUUUCUGGGAUGACGAGCAAGGAGCCUACGGGAGUAAAAUCUGGAACACCACUUUGGGAAGCCUCCACGACCAUGUCAUCAACUUCAAGGUCGACCUUGACGUAGGAGGAACACAAAAUUCGCUGUUAAAAACAACUCUCAGCCAGGAAGUCACCAACCAACCAUGGUUCGAUGAUGACUGGGGUGAGGAGGUGAUCCAACAAAGGAUCACCCGUGAAUACAUCGAUAACGAGGACGAAGCCCUGCUGAAAUUUCCCACCAACUUCCAAGGAGGCUAUACUAUUGUGAAUACUAACGAAACCAACAAAUGGGGAAUUCCUAGAGGAUACGCAAUCCAUCCUGGUUACUCGCCGGUUUAUAAUACCGUCGUAGGAUCAAAACGCCUGCUCAAGAAUGCCAACUGGGCGCGUUAUAACUUGGCGGUGUCCCGUCGCAAGGACAACGAGCCGUCUUCCAGCAGCAUGUGGAAUUUCAACCUUCCAGGCGCUCCCCCUAUCGACUUCCACAAAUUCUUUGACGGUGAAAACAUCACUCAAGAGGAUUUGGUGAGCUGGAUCAACGUCGGGAUGCACCACCUCCCUCCCAAGAAGCCAGGAGACCCAUUUUCAUAUAACGAUUACAAUGUUCGUCCAGCACACUGCGUCCCACAACCCCCUGCAGCGUUCGAGUACUAUCCGGAGCAGGUGUAUGACUUGGACGGGAAACCCGCGCCUCCCUCGACAGUUGAAGAGAUGAGGAAGGCUUCGGAGCUCUACCUGCGUAUCAAAUUUGAGCUUUAACCAAGGGUGCUUUAUAAGGGAUGGGUAGCUUUCGUGCUGUAGUACUGGAUUUUACUCUGCUGCAGAUUUCGCCGUCGGUGCGGUAAUACAAUCGAGAAAAACAUUCUCGCAGUGAUUUUGCCACCUCCCAGUCGAUGUGAUGUUUCCACUCUUCAUUGGUUCGUGCUGUAUUGUUAUCAUCCAUCGCAUACAUUAUACUAUCGAUAAGAGGCUGUCAUAUCCCUGGAAUUACAUGUUGUCUGGAUAUCCACUACAUGUAGGCUAACUACAAAACUUAUGUCUUCCGUUGGAUGCAAUGUCACUGGCAGCCCUCGAUCACAAAGUGUCUGUGUCUCCCGGACGGAUGAGAGACUGCGAAACUGCAGUCGCGUUGCAUAACUGAAGCCUCGAUGAGUACGAGCAAGUGACUUGUCUCAAGUGGAAGAGAAGAUAGCGCCAUCUGAACUGACGCUUGUUGAUAGCUGAG
This is a messenger RNA of Suillus paluster, 2935 nucleotides long. RefSeq names its product amine oxidase catalytic domain-containing protein. Lineage: Eukaryota; Fungi; Basidiomycota; Agaricomycetes; Boletales; Suillaceae. The record is from RefSeq and is a predicted model, not a curated record. Gene Ontology annotation, biological process: amine metabolic process. Gene Ontology annotation, cellular component: plasma membrane. The coding region runs from base 1 to 2469 and encodes 822 amino acids. Gene Ontology annotation, molecular function: primary methylamine oxidase activity; copper ion binding; quinone binding. The transcript is spliced from 9 exons.